GGCCGCCGCCAUUUUGUCUGGUAGUGUGAAUGUGAAAGGGAAAGCCGGGGCGCAGCCCGCGGGACGAGCAGGGCCGGGCAGGCCGGGCCGGCGGCGGGAGUAAGGGGCGCCGCUGCGUCGGGGAGGCAGUGCGGGUUGUGCGGGUAGAGCCCUCGUUAGCCGUCAGCGGCGGGUCAGAGGAGCCGGUGAGGCGGUGCCCGGCCAGGACUCCCCGGUCGCCGGCCUCACAUCGGAGGGAGCUGCCGGUUCCCGUCCCCCGGGCGGCUGCGCUCGCCUCUCCUCUCCCCGGCUACGGGGGAGCCGCUGUCCCGGCCUUGCUGCCCGCCGCGGCGGGUCCGCGCCGAUGAUGUCGGGGCAGUCGAUCACGGACCGCAUCACGGCGGCGCAGCACAGUGUCACCGGCUCGGCCGUGGCCAAGGCUGUCUGCAAGGCGACGACCCACGAGGUGAUGGGCCCCAAGAAGAAGCACCUGGACUAUCUAAUACAGUGCACAAAUGAAAUGAAUGUGAAUAUUCCUCAGUUGGCAGAUACACUCUUUGAGAGAACUGCAAACAGUAGCUGGGUUGUAGUGUUCAAAGCUCUAAUUACAACACACCACCUCAUGAUGUAUGGAAAUGAGCGCUUUAUCCAGUAUCUUGCAUCCCGAAACACUUUGUUCAAUUUAAAUAACUACCUGGACAAAAGUGCCAUGCAGGGCUACGAUAUGUCUACCUUCAUUAGGCGAUAUAGCAGAUACUUGAACGAAAAAGCACUUUCAUAUAGACUUGUAGCAGUUGACUUCACCAAAAUGAAAAGAGGGAUAGAUGGAGUGAUGAGAACCAUGAAUGCCGAAAAGCUUCUGAAAACCCUUCCGAUCAUACAGAACCAGCUUGAUGCACUCCUUGAUUUUGAUGCAAAUCCAAAUGAACUAACAAAUGGUGUUAUAAAUGCUGCCUUUAUGCUCCUCUUUAAAGAUUCCAUUAGACUUUUUGCAGCAUACAAUGAGGGGAUUAUUAAUCUUUUAGAAAGAUAUUUUGAUAUGAAGAAGAACCAGUGUAAAGAAGGCUUGGAUAUUUACAAAAAAUUUCUAGCCAGAAUGACCAAAUUGUCAGAAUUCCUCAAAGUAGCAGAGCAAGUUGGAAUUGAUAAGGGAGACAUUCCAGAUCUUACUCAGGCACCAAGCAGCUUACUUGAAGCACUGGAACAGCAUUUGGCUUCUGUAGAGGGAAAGAAAACGAAAGAAGUCUCCGCUGCCAUCAGAGCUACUGCCCUAUCCAGGGCUGUUUCCACACUUGCCUGUACAGGAAUGCUGUUUAGGAAGAUGGAUGAGAAAGAAAAACAGCAGGCAUUGGAGGAGGAGCAAGCUAGACUGCAGGCACUUAAGGAGCAGCGAUUAAGAGAGAUUUCUGUAGUAUCGAAUUCCGUUUCCAGAUCAGCAUCCCCAAGCACCUUAUCAGAAAAAAGUGUGAAUACCACUGUAGCUGUUGACCUCUUUUCAGUACCAGCACCCACAACAAAUAGCAUGCCCAAUCUUUCUAGUGACCUUUUUGAUCUUCAGCCUGCAUUUGUUCCAGCUGUGCAGAGUACUCCAGUUAUACCCACAUCACCAAGCAGUGCUUGGGGAGGUCCUUUCUCGUCCUCAAAUGGUUGUGUUGGUUCUCCACCUCAUCUGGACAUCUUUGACAUGAAGCCAGUUGAAGAAGCUGUAAAAUCUGCCACCCCUUUCAUCAAUUCUGCUUUUUCCUCCAAACAAACGGUGGAACUGUUUAGUGAUGACUUUAGUGGUCAAACACCUACAUAUGCUUCUGUGUGUCAUCCUCUGACUGUUGAUGGUUUUCCUCUUCAUUCAGCUCCUCCAACAAUUAACGUGGACUUUGAUGCUGUUUUUGGAGGAAAAUCUACAGCACCAGAGUGCAGGACUACAAAUGAUGAUGUAUUGCAACCCACAGGACCACCACAGAAUCAAAGAGCCCCUUUAGCCAGCCAGCAAAAUGGAAAAAUUCUGGCAAACGACCUCGAUUCUUCACUUGCUAAUCUAGUGGGAAAUCUUGGCUUUGGAGGAACUCCGCCCAAAAAAUCGGAUAUGCAGUGGACCCAGCCUACAGAGAAAAAACUUACUGGUGGAACGAACUGGCAAGCAAAAACAAACACAUUGACCACAUGGAGCCCUACUCCCUUACCCUCUAUUCCACAUAUGAAUGGAGUACACUAUCCUGGAUAUGUACCUGCUCCUAUCACGUACCCACUGACCACGCCUCAAGUGCCUGUAUACGGAAUGGUACCUCCUCAGGUUGGAGCUGCUCCUUUGAUGGCACCCCAGACAAUGAUGUAUACACAGCCUGGUCUAAGGCCAACAAACCCUUUUGCACCUGUUUCUGAAACUCAGAUACAAUUUAUGUAGAGCCGCCAAAGCAGCAAGAUGUGAGAACAACCAAAUACUGGUAAAAAAAAAAAAAAAACACAAAAAAGACAAGACUGAAUUUUGAUCUUUCCAUGAUGUAUUCCUGAACAGGGCAACUGUUUCUUCCCUGUAUAAUACAAUAUUAGUUUGAAUUUCAAUGCUUUCAAGGUUCUUGUUUAUAACAGUCACUGCAGUGUGAAUGUUUGUUCACGGAUCUUUUUUUCUUCCUUCAAACUGCUCAGCAGAAAACUGUAUUUUAUUGAGGUUGACUCAGAAGGUUCAAGCUGGAUUAUCAUCUUCAGAGCUGAGAUGGAGGGGUAUCAUGAUUGCUCUGCAACCUUACUCAUCAGUGGAUUACCAUAGGAAGUUAACAGAGGAUAUCAAAGCUAUUUAUUUUCUCCAUACAAAUUCUGUGGCUGUUGUAACCAAGACACAACACAAAUGAAGUCGAGCAAUAAAAUUUUUAUGUGCUCUAAUGAAUACUCUGAUAGAGUAAUGCUUGCAUUAUCAUAAGGCCAAUAUUGUGUGAAAUCAGACAGCUUUUUCACAUUAGGAUAGCUUAUAGUAAUUUGCGAACUUUAUAAUGUGAGUUUGAAAUGCUGUGAAUCAACAAGAUAUAUACAUAUUACAUUACAUAUAUAUAUUAAAAAUAAUAGAUUGCUCCACUGGUAUGUGGUGGGCUGAAAGCCUGUAAUGGAGCAGGGGAAACAAGUGUGUUACAGAACGGCACAUGCAGCCUCUGACCAGUGGCAGUAGCUGCGUUUCCAUCGAGUAUCUUCUCUGCAGAUAGUGUCUUUCAUAGCUCAAGAAGAGUAACUUUGGGAGCCAGUGAAUGCCAGGUCCCCGGGAGCAGCAGGUGGGAGCAAUUUGAAAAUCUUAAGUGCAGAAGAGGCAAGAGAUCCAACUUUUUCUACAAAGUCCGUUUGGUCAAAAGAAGCAAACCUUGCAAUAGUGCGGCCAUUUGUGACCUGGCACCUCUAUGGAAAUUACCUGGCUGUAGGGAAUAGCUUGUGCUGCUUUUCUGAAAUAAGAACCUAGUUGUAAAUCAUAUAAAAGUAAUUAUUUUUAAACAUGUAAAUAUGUGCAAACUUUUAGAUAAUCUUUUCUUUAAUGCUGCAGUAAUCUUUUUCUUCUGUAGUAAUUUCAAGGUUAAAAUGCUAUGUUAAGAAAUCCAGACUCUCUUUGAGAGGAAAAUCUUUUAAAUCAAGUAAUUUAUGAAGUACGCUAUUCAUGAUGCGUACAGACUUGUGGCAUGUCUUUUGUAUUUACCAAUCUUCCUCCAGAACUGCAGUUGGCUGUGGAAAUGCCUUAUCUUUUAUUUCCAGUGUCUGAUAAAAAGUGAUACCUUUAAAACAACUGAAAAAAAUUGUUAAUCAAGUAAAUGGAGUUGGGAGCAACCUUUCUUCCAGAAGUUUUGCGGCAGAGUUCAGUGAAAAGCUCUCCUGUAAAAUGACUUCUACUCAUGAUUAAUAUUAAAGCUGAGUUUUUAAAUAAAAUAAUAGUUUUCUAUUGUUGCAAUAAAUAGACCUCCAAAGCAGCAUGUCUUUUAGCUCUGGGGAGUCUAUAAUUGCAGAACUAUCUCUGACUCUCACUAUGAUAGGCCUGAGGAUUUUGUCAAACUGUCCUGCAGAGAACUUCUAAAAUACCACAUUUUGCUCAUAUUCCUGCUUCCUAAAUGCAUAAUUCUGUCUAAAGAGUGCAAAAAUAGUAUUUUUAACCCUAUGGAAAUAUUUUUGCCAAGUGAAACAACUCAAAAGUGACAAAACAAAAAACCAUCCCCCAGCCCUUGGAAUCUGUAACCACUGACUUCCAGGGACAUGUAACCCUGCAGAGAUUUAAACCAAGGAGUUCCUGAAUGUGCUUUGAUUUUGGUUUUAUUUUAAGAAUUUGGACUGGUGUGUAGCAAUUUGAUGUUCAAGUUUGAAUUACAAAGGGCUUCAAGCUUUAAUCCACCUCUAUUGGGUUGAACAGUUGUACAAUUUUAAGCCAAUGAGUUCUUCAGUGCCUAUAGUUACCCUCCACGUGAUGAGGGAGGAGAUGCCAUUUAGAGUGGGUCGUUGUGUUGUGUUUGUUUAAGAAUUAGUGAAUUCCAUUGAUUUAUUCAUCAUUGAAAGGUCUCGAGUUCAAAUUAGAGCAGUACAUGCAGUAAUCAAUGUCUGGGCAUUACUGGCAGAGCUGAGAGUGCUACCAGCAGGCAGUUCCUCGCGCUGUGAGCUGUUGGGUCUCUCAUACUGAGCUGUGUAAGUAGUAAUCCAUGAUUUUAAUGAAAUAUGCAAAUAAAUGCCUGGCAAACAGAACUUUAUUGCAGAGCUUUCUGACCAUCUGGAAUGUACAUGGCUCAGAUUUAGUCCUAGGUGUAGUUGCACCAUUUCUGAUUUGCUCUGGAUUUUUUUUAAUGGUUCUUUGGUAUGCUUUCUUGUAGCAAAGCUGUCUGAUACCAAUUUAUGUAGUAUUAUAAAAGGAGAAACAGCCACCAAGUACAUCCUAGAAACUUUGUGAGCUACCUUCUUUUUAGUCUCAUUUAGAAUGUUUGAUACAUUAAACCACGGCGUUCAGGUUUAUCCUUAUGAAGAAAAUACUGAGACGCUUCGCUCUGCAGAGACAUGCACAGGACUGCUUUUGCCAACCUCUUCCUUGUGCACGUAUUGGAACACAUGAAAUGGCAGAGUGCUGUGUUUGUAAAUCAUCUAAUCCAUGCAUUAGAAGUAAAACCCAAGGACUUGGGAUGCUGUUGAGGCUUUUAUGGCUCAGAUCUUGUUCUCCAAAAAAAACCAAACCACUUUGAAGACAAAGGUCGUUCCGCAGCAGUUGUGAAUAGUGAUGAGUAAAACACUGAAGAGAGAUGUACAUAAAUGUGACUUUCCCUUUUGUUUCCUUCGAGCUGGUUUGAUCAGAAUCCUGUUCUGAAUGCUUCAGAGAGCAGGUAGUUGGCUUAAGAUGUUGCUCUGGGUUUGUCUGAAUAAGGAGGACGACUUGUGAAGUAUGCUGUGCUUUGCGUUAUUGUACUUCAGAGGGUCAUUCAAGCCUGACUGUUGGGACUUGCUGCUGCUACAGGGAGGCUGUUGUGUGGGAUAUACCAUAACUUCUGGGGGAACCUGGAGAGGUUGAUUGUGUGUCGGACUGGAACGUGUACCUCUUUUUAAGUAACUGGGGUUUUCUAAUGUUCUCUAGGAAUAGUUUGACUUUGCCUCCAAGAAGUUACUGAAUUUUUUUAAACAUUGGACUCCUGUACUAGAGCAACCUCAGUUCUGUGCACAUGGCGGUGGAACACUCAUAGGUGAAAAUAACACAUGGACUUUUGUUUAAGGAAAAAACCACACAGAAACCAACAGAAAACCUUCGUACUCCGAGACUGAAUACAGGGUGUAUCCACAUCUGGGUUUUUGAUGUGUGGCAGGGAGGGGGGGGGUUACAAUUAGAGUAGUACGCACUGUGGAUCGGUGCUUAAUUUGUACAUAAAAAACAAAACUUUGUUUGGGGUAGUUUGUAUCGUAAGGAAAACAUCUAAAGGCACUGUGUAUCAGUCAUUUAUUUCCAUUUAAAAGAUUAUAUUUUUGAGCAAUGGAAACUGUACAUGUUAUCAUUUAUACAUUACUGAUAGCUAGGAGUAUAGAAAACCUCUUGCUAUUACUCUGAA
Molecule: messenger RNA, 6017 nt
Organism: Pezoporus occidentalis (night parrot)
Lineage: Eukaryota; Metazoa; Chordata; Aves; Psittaciformes; Psittacidae
Product: phosphatidylinositol-binding clathrin assembly protein-like
Exons: 22
Coding region: 344-2380 (678 amino acids)
Biological process (GO): synaptic vesicle budding from presynaptic endocytic zone membrane; clathrin coat assembly; clathrin-dependent endocytosis
Cellular component (GO): extrinsic component of presynaptic endocytic zone membrane; clathrin-coated vesicle; synaptic vesicle
Molecular function (GO): phosphatidylinositol-4,5-bisphosphate binding; SNARE binding; 1-phosphatidylinositol binding
Source: RefSeq, a predicted model, not a curated record